GUUUUAGAUCAUUUGGAUGAAUUUUCCAUGUGGUUUCUGUUAUUUUGAUUAACAUUUUUUUAAACAAAAAAAAAAUUUCAUUCUUUAUAAAUUAACCAAACUUCUAAGGACGUUACUUUAUAAACUAGAUUUUCAAUAUGUCAUCAUUAUUGAAAUUUAGUGUGUGGACAACUUAUAUUUUAAUAAAUUCUUUAUUAGCGUUCCUUACUGACUUGGCUCAAUGGCCUCCUAAAACUCGGAAUUUUUGGUCUGCUUGUAUUACAACUACAAUUGGAACUAUUUUUACUGAGUUCCCUUUGUAUGUUAUCUUAUUUAAAGUUUGGAUGUGGUUUGCUAUCGCUAUUAUGGAUGUUUGGUUCUCCAUUCCAAUUGUAAAAUCAUCGUUAAUACAAGUGUUUAUGCUCAUCUUGGAUAUAUUCACUAUGUCAAUAUUAUUAUAUAAUUUUUAUAAUAAUUAUAAAACUCGUCAAAUUAUACUCGAUCAAACUCGUGAAUUCGAACGGUACGGUCCCGAAUUACCUAGUAUCACAUCAUCGAAAUUUUGGCUUUGUGUUAUGCCGCCACUACACAUCCCAUUAAACAUAAAAGUAUUCAGAGAUAUUACAUAUGGAACACAAGAAGAAUUACGACAAGUUGGUAAAGAAAAUGAAUUUUACUUAAAAUUAGAUAUUUAUAUACCAAAAUAUUCACAAAAAAAAGAUCCACUUCCAGUAAUGUUAUUUAUACAUGGUGGUAAUUGGAUGUCAAUGGAUAAAUUAAUACCAUUUCCUCAACCAUGGUAUUUAUCAAGUAAUAAUUGGAUAGUAUGUUCAAUUAAUUAUCGUUUAGCACCAAAAAAUCCUUAUCCCGCUUGUUUAAUAGAUUGUAAAAGAGCAUUAAGGUGGAUUAAAAAAAAUAUUGUUUCGUAUGGAGGAGAUCCAAAUUUUGUUGCUGUAUCGGGUGAUUCAGCUGGCGGUCAUUUGGCUGCUUUGAUGGCUCUUACUGCUAAUGAUAAACUUUAUCAACCAGGAUUUGAACAAAUUGAUACUAAAGUACAAGCUUGUGUUGGUAUUAAUGGUAUUUAUGAUGUUACAAAUAAACAUAAAGCUUUUAACCCUGAAUGGUUUUCAUUGGAAAUUUGUGGUAAAAAUCCCAGUAAUAUGAGCGAGGAUAGUAUUCGGGAAAUGUUAGAGAAUGCUUCUCCUGAAGUUUUAGUAGAAAGAAAGGGUAAUCUUAAUGAAGAAUUUGUACCUUUUUUGAUAAUUCAUGGAGAUAAUGACCAAUUAAUAAAUAUAAAGAGUUGUAGAGAAUUUGUAAAAACAUUUCGUAAUAGUGCACCUAACUCUAAACUUGUUUCAAUAGAACUUCCGGGAGCACAUCAUGGAUAUCAUUUUGUAUCAUCACCACGUACACAUUAUUCUAUGAUUGCUAUGUUACGUUUCUUAAACUGGGCUUAUCAUACUUCUUUAAACAAUAACAAAUAAUAAAAUGAAAAGAAUUUUUAUUUUUGUUAAGAAUAAUAAAAAGAUUCUAACCGGAUUAAAAAAAAUUAUAUACAAAAGAUUGGUUGAUUUCGUUACAAUUUCCUUAAUAGUAUAAUGAACAUAAUUAUCUUAUUAAUAUAAAGCACUCUUUUUUAAGGAGUAAUAGUAAUAGUUAUUACUGAAAAACAAUAAUG
Molecule: messenger RNA, 1657 nt
Organism: Rhizophagus irregularis DAOM 181602=DAOM 197198
Lineage: Eukaryota; Fungi; Glomeromycota; Glomeromycetes; Glomerales; Glomeraceae
Molecular function (GO): lipase activity
Source: RefSeq, a predicted model, not a curated record